Molecule: messenger RNA, 1282 nt
Organism: Perognathus longimembris pacificus (Pacific pocket mouse)
Lineage: Eukaryota; Metazoa; Chordata; Mammalia; Rodentia; Heteromyidae
Gene: Fcgr1a
Product: Fc gamma receptor Ia
Exons: 6
Coding region: 11-1072 (353 amino acids)
Biological process (GO): regulation of immune response; cell surface receptor signaling pathway
Molecular function (GO): transmembrane signaling receptor activity
Source: RefSeq, a predicted model, not a curated record
UGUGAACAGAAUGCGGCUCCUGACAGUUCUGCUCCUGUGUGUUCCAGUCUGUGGGCAAGCAGAUCCCACAAGGGCAGUGGUUACCUUGCAACCUCCAUGGGUCAGCAUGUUCCAAGAGGAAAGUGUCACCUUACAAUGUGAGGGGCCCUGUGUGCCUGGGAACAGCUCCACCCAGUGGUUUCGCAAUGGCACAGCCAUUCAGACCUCAAAUCCCAAAUACAGCAUCACAGGGGCCAGGGCCAGUGACAGUGGUGAAUACAGGUGUCAGACACCUCUCUCAAUACUAAGUGACCCGGUCCAGCUGGAAGUUCACAGAGACUGGCUGCUGCUCCAGCCCACAGGCAGAGUCCUCACGGAAGGAGAACCUCUGACCUUGAGAUGCCACGCCUGGAAGAACAAACUGGUGUACAAGAUACUUUUCUACCAAAAUGGCAAAACCUUUAAAUUUUCUCGUCAAGAUCCUGAACUCACAAUUCUGAAAACCAAUGUGAGCCACAGUGGCAUCUAUCACUGCUCGGGCUUGGGAAGACAGCGUUAUACAUCGGCCGGAACAUCUAUCACUGUGAACGAACUGUUUCCAGCUCCAGUCCUCACGGCAUCCUUGUCAUCACCCCUCCAAGAGGGGAGCCCAGUCAGCCUAAGCUGUGAAACGAAGUUGCUUGUACCAAGGCCUGGGCUGCAGCUUUAUUUCUCCUUCUACCUGGGCAGCAAGAACUUGACAGACAGGAACACCUCCUCUGAGUACCAGAUACUGAGUUUUAGAAGAGAAGAUUCUGGGUUCUACUGGUGUGAGGCAGCCACAGAAGAUGGGGCUGUCCUUAAGCGCAGCCCUGAGCUGAACCUUCAAGUGCUUGGACUCCAGUCACUAAUUCCUGCCUGGUUUCACAUCCUUUUCUAUCUGUCAGUGGGAAUCAUGUUUUUGGUGGACACUGUUCUCUGCGUGAAAACACAGAAAGAACUGCAAAGAAAGAAAGAGUGGAAUUUAGAUAUCUCUCUGCCUUCUUAUGACAGAAAGAAAAUAAAUUCUUACCUCCAAGAGGAUAGACAAUCAGAAGAGGAGGGGAAAUGCUAAGAACAAGGAGAAAGGCCACAGCACAAGGAGCCCAGAGAACAGCAGUCCUAGCUCCAGGGGUAGCCACAGAUCAGCCAGUCCUGACCCCUUGGCUCUCUGUGGGCGCUGUAGAACACAAACAUUCAAAAGUGGACUGAUACUAAAAAUAUGUGUAAUAUAACUAUUUUUCCACAGUCAUAUAACUUUUAUUACAGUAUAUCGCUACAAUUC